Molecule: messenger RNA, 4045 nt
Organism: Corvus hawaiiensis (hawaiian crow)
Lineage: Eukaryota; Metazoa; Chordata; Aves; Passeriformes; Corvidae
Gene: DHTKD1
Product: dehydrogenase E1 and transketolase domain containing 1
Exons: 17
Coding region: 1083-3596 (837 amino acids)
Biological process (GO): tricarboxylic acid cycle
Molecular function (GO): oxoglutarate dehydrogenase (succinyl-transferring) activity; thiamine pyrophosphate binding
Source: RefSeq, a predicted model, not a curated record
GUGUGUUGUUCCCGGCGGGGCAGAGCGCAGAGCAGACCCGCUCCGAGAGCUCUUGGCUGUAGCUUCUGGAAGCGUGGGGUGCCUGGCCCCGCUCCACGGGCUGAAGUGGCUGUGAGAGCACCGACUGCUGAAGUUUCCUCAGCAAUGGGCUCUCGGAGAGUUCUGCUCAUAGAAGUACCUCUGCCACGCGCCUGUCAUUUUCCUUUUAUAUCAUGGUGCUUGAACUAGCUAAACUGAGGGUGGUGAGACACUGAACAGGUUGCCCAGGGAGGUUGUGGAUGCCUCAGCCCUGACGGUGUUCAAAGCCAGACUAGAUAAAGCUUUGAUCAGCCUGGUUUAGCGGGAGGUGUCCCUGCCCAUGGCAGGCGGGUUAGGACUGGAUGGUCUUUAAGGUCCCUUCCCACCCCUUAACAUUCUAUGAUUCCAUUAUUAAAUACAGGUAACUCUCUCCUGUAGCAAUAACUGUGUUGCUUUCAGCUCAGUUUUAUAGUGCAGAAAUGUGAUUGCAAGCAGAAGACUUUCCAAGGUAGGAGUGUGGUCCUUGCGUUACCUUUACUCUGGAGACUCUGGUAGGAAUUAAACCCACUGCCCAGAAGCAGGAGUGAAACAAAUAACUCCUGGACACUGAGGCCUGUCACGAAGUGGCCUCCUUGUUAAUGAUUAACAUAUAUUUAUGUAAUAUUUUUAAAUUGCAUUAAAUGGCCUCCUUUCUGAGAGCAUUGUGGGUGAUGUUAGCCUUAUGUCUGGAUUAUGUCCCUCUGCUGUAGAACCCAGUAGAGAAAAGGGCCUGCUUUGAAUGGGCCGACUGUGAUUGUAAUGGCUGGAGGAGAGUGUCGGCAAUAGAAAUACAAAUGUCAGAGAAAUAACUUUGUGAUAUGGUCUGAGAAUUGCAAUUUUUGGAAAACAAAAGCCUUCAAACCUGACUACUGUCAGUGCUGUGUUUCUACCAGGAUGAAAAAACCCUCCACAUCAGGAAUGCUUUAUAAACUGUUGACCAUGCUCUUGCUCGUUUAAUAACUGCCUAUGCUGAACAUGGCCACAAAGCAGCCAAAAUAAACCCACUGUUUGCUGGCCGGGCUGUUAUGAACAUGGUACCUGAAAUCCAAGAGCUGGCUGAAGUUCUUCAGGGUCCUCUCGUUACUACAGGACUUAUAAACAUGGGAAAAGAGGAGGCUUCUGUAGAGGAUGUGAUGGCUUACCUGGACCAUAUAUACUGCGGGCAUAUUUCCAUAGAAACAAGCCAGCUUCCAACUUUGGAGGAGAGAGAAUGGUUUGCUAAAAGGUUUGAAGAGCUAAAGCAAGAAGCAUUUACACCUGAAGAGAAAAAGCACUUGUGCAAACUGAUGCUGGAGUCCCAGGAGUUUGAUCACUUCUUGGCCACCAAGUUUGCCACAGUGAAGCGAUAUGGUGGUGAAGGAGCAGAGAGCAUGAUGGGCUUCUUCCACGAGCUGUUCAAGAUGUGUGCCUACAGCGGGGUCACAGAUAUCAUCAUUGGAAUGCCUCAUCGGGGAAGGCUUAAUCUGCUCGCCGGCUUACUUCAGCUUCCUCCCGAGCUCAUGUUCCGCAAGAUGCGUGGUUUGAGUGAGUUUCCAGAGAAUUCAGCAGCCAUUGGGGAUGUUCUCUCCCACUUGACAUCUUCUGUAGAUCUUGACUUCGGCUCCCACAGACCCGUGCACGUCACCUUGCUCCCCAACCCCUCACACUUAGAAGCCAUCAACCCAGUGGCUGUGGGCAAGACACGAGCAAGGCAACAGACUCUGCUCGAUGGAGAUUACUCCCCAGAGAGCUCUGCACAGCCUGGGGACAAAGUUAUUUGCCUGCAGGUUCAUGGAGAUGCCGCUUUCUCUGGACAAGGAAUUGUUCCUGAAACACUGACCCUCUCUAAUCUACCACAUUUCAGAGUUGGUGGGAGCAUCCAUUUGAUUGUUAAUAACCAGCUGGGAUAUACCACUCCUCCAGAGCGAGGAAGGUCGUCUCUGUACUGCAGUGACAUUGGUAAAAUUGUUGGAUGUGCAGUUAUCCAUGUGAACGGGGAUGAUCCUGAGGAAGUUGUCCGUGCCACACGACUGGCUGUGGAGUACCAGCGCCAGUUCCGCCGGGAUGUGAUCGUGGACUUGCUGUGCUACAGGCAGUGGGGCCACAAUGAGCUUGAUGAGCCCUUCUUCACCAACCCCAGCAUGUACAAAAUCAUCAGAUCCCGUAAGAGUAUCCCAGACACAUACGCAGAACACCUCACGGCUGCUGGGCUCAUGACUGAGGCUGAAGUGUCUGAGAUAAAGACCACGUACUAUUCCAAGCUGAACGAUCACCUUGCCAACGUGACUUCGUACAGUCCACCUCCUACCAACCUGCAGGCUCACUGGAAGGGCUUUGUUGAGCCUUCUGCUAAAAUCACCACCUGGGACACCGGGAUGCCUGUGCCACUCCUGCAGUUCAUUGGAGUCAAGUCUGUGGAGGUGCCCAAAGAGCUCCAGAUGCACAGCCAUCUCCUGAAGACCUAUGCACAGUCAAGAGUUCAAAAAAUAGAGGAAGGAAAAAAGCUGGACUGGGCAACAGCUGAAACUUUAGCAUUUGGUUCUCUGCUGAGCCAAGGGUUUAAUAUCAGACUAAGUGGACAAGAUGUUGGCAGAGGAACCUUUAGCCAACGACACGCGAUGUUGGUUUGCCAGGAGACAGAUGAUACCUACAUUCCUCUGAAUCACAUGUCCCCAGACCAGAAAGGUUUCCUAGAGGUGAGUAACAGUCCCUUGUCUGAAGAAGCUGUGCUUGGUUUUGAAUAUGGAAUGAGUAUUGAGAGCCCUAAGUUACUGCCAAUUUGGGAAGCUCAGUUUGGAGACUUCUUUAAUGGAGCCCAGAUAAUAUUUGACACUUUCAUUUCUGGAGGUGAGGCCAAGUGGCUUCUUCAGAGUGGGAUAGUAAUUCUUCUUCCCCAUGGCUAUGAUGGUGCAGGCCCUGAGCACUCGUCCUGCCGGAUGGAACGGUUCUUACAGAUGUGUGACAGCUCAGAAGAAGGAGUUGAUGGUGACCAGGUCAACAUGUCAGUCGUGCAUCCCACCACCCCAGCACAGUAUUUCCAUUUACUCCGGCGGCAAAUGGUCCGAAACUUCAGGAAACCUCUCAUUGUUGCUUCUCCCAAAGUGUUACUCAGGCUCCCAGCUGCUGUAUCAAGUUUUGAAGAAAUGGCCCCAGGGACAACAUUCAAGCCUGUCAUUGGUGACUCCUUAGUAGAUCCUAAAAGUGUCACCCGUGUGGUGCUGUGUUCUGGAAAGCAUUACUACGCUCUGGUGAAGCAAAGAGAAACACUGGGAGAGAAGCAGCACAGCACAGCUAUUCUGAGACUUGAAGAGCUCUGUCCUUUCCCCCUGGAAGCUCUACAGCAAGUGUUGAGCAAAUACAACCAUGCCAAAGUCUUCAUCUGGAGUCAGGAAGAACCACAGAACAUGGGUCCAUGGUCCUUUGUGUCUCCACGGUUUGAAAAGCAGCUGGGUCUUAAGCUCCAUCUUGUGAGCAGACCUCCUCUACCAGCCCCAGCAGUUGGCAUUGGAACCCUCCACAAUCAGCAGCAGGAAGAUGUUCUGACCAACACAUUUAUCUGAGUUUUCAAUGGACUGAUUGCUCUGGAUGUCAGUCAUGUUUAGUGCCUCCUCCUGUGAAGAAGAAAAAAAGCCAGAUCCUUAAGACUCUUAAUUCUCCAAAAUGGAAAAAAAAAACAACAAAGGUGGAAUAAGUUUGGUAACGAUUAAACAAUUUUUUCAUGUUGGGGAAUACUUAACAAUGAGAAGUGCCUGUUACACCUGAUACUUCCUGUUCUCUUACACAAUUUUCUACAAAAUGUCUUCGUAAAGUUAAAAAUCCAGUCCAGGGGACAAAUUGGUGAGGUGACUGUGGAAUACCUUAUAUCAUGCUGCUUAUUUGCACUUGAGAGUUUCCUGGGAUGGUGCGUGUGUGGAAAUAGGUUCUGUUUCCUCUGUUUCCACGGAAGUGUUAGUGCUGCUUGAUCAAAUAAAUGCUUCCCCAUGCCUGGGAAUGAGCCAUUUCUAUAGCA